AUGGAAGAUUUGGUGAACCUCGCUGACUUGUUGCCAACUUAUUAUGCGAGAUUGUUCCCCUUUCACGAUUACUAUCGUUGGCUUAGCUACGGGAAUGUGGGCAUAUUUACGCGCAGAGAAUUUUCAUUCACUCUGCAGGAUGAUGUCUACAUUCGCUUUCAAUCCUUCACAAGUGUGAAGGAUUUGGAAAGUGAGAUAAAAAGAUUAAACCCCUUUAAGAUUGAUAUAGGAGCUGUAUACAAUUGCAGUCCAAAGGACCAACGCAAAGGUACAAAUUUUCAUCCACUGGAGAGAGAAUUAGUGUUUGACAUAGAUAUGACUGAUUAUGAUGAUGUGAGAACAUGUUGUAAUGGUGCAGAUAUCUGUAGCAAGUGUUGGAAAUUUAUGACACUUGCCUGUAAAAUUUUGGACAUUGCUUUAAGAUUGGACUUUGGAUACAAGCACAUUUUAUGGGUAUUCUCUGGCAGGAGAGGCAUACAUUGUUGGGUUUGUGAUCCUGGUGCACGUUCCUUGACAACCCAUGAACGUGGUGCACUGGCAGAAUAUUUACAGAUCAUAGAUGGUGGAGAAUACAUGAAAAAGAAGGUGAAUUUGCCUGGUGAUAAGAUCCACCAUUCUAUUAAACGUGCACUGGAAGCAAUAGAAGCUGUUUUCAUUCCAUACUUUGUAGAAGAACAAAAUAUAUUAGGAACAGAUGAAGGGUUAGAAAAGUUCUUGCAGUUAAUUUCUGAUGAAGAGGAUAAGCAAGAAUUAAAGGCACAAUUUAAUCAAUCUAAUUCCAGCAAAGACAGAUGGAACACGUUUGUCAAAUACGCUAGAAAUAAAAAGACAUCGGGAGAUAAAAAUUGGUAUCUCUAUCGCCAUUUAGUAGAGGAAGCAAUGAUACAAUACGCCUAUCCAAGGUUAGAUAUACAUGUCACUAAAGGGUUGAACCAUCUUCUAAAGUCUCCCUUUUGCAUUCACCCGAAAACUGGCAAAGUUUGCAUACCAUUCACUGCAAAUACGGUAGACAAAUUUCAGCCGGAUAAAGUUCCAACGAUUACAACGCUGAUUGAGGAAAUCAACGAGUUUGAUCUGAAAGAUAAGGCCGAACAGGAGACACACGACUUAAACGCGAAAAGAAUAAAGGAUUACAAAAAAACAAGUCUCAAUAAAUCGCUCCGCAUGUUUCAAGAAUUUUUAUGGAACUUAGAAAACGAGAGAAAGGGGCAGAAAAUUAAGGAAAGCGAUACAAAGAUGGAGUUCUAA
This is a messenger RNA of Habropoda laboriosa, 1248 nucleotides long. RefSeq names its product DNA primase small subunit (gene DNApol-alpha50). The record is from RefSeq and is a predicted model, not a curated record. The coding region runs from base 1 to 1248 and encodes 415 amino acids. The transcript is spliced from 7 exons. Gene Ontology annotation, biological process: DNA replication, synthesis of primer. NCBI's taxonomy places the organism in Eukaryota, Metazoa, Arthropoda, Insecta, Hymenoptera, Apidae. Gene Ontology annotation, cellular component: alpha DNA polymerase:primase complex.